Molecule: messenger RNA, 733 nt
Organism: Gaeumannomyces tritici R3-111a-1
Lineage: Eukaryota; Fungi; Ascomycota; Sordariomycetes; Magnaporthales; Magnaporthaceae
Exons: 2
Coding region: 1-687 (228 amino acids)
Source: RefSeq, a predicted model, not a curated record
AUGCACACAAAGACAGCCCUCGUGAGCGCGCUGGCCGCGCUCGCGACGGCCACGGCGGCGGCACCGACGGGCGGGCUCUCCAGGAAGGCAGAGACCGCCGGUUCCGGGGCCAGCCUCGCCAACAUCAAGCAGGCCGCAGCUCCAGCAGCCGGCGGCGGCGGGCCCGGCGAUAUCGCCGGUCUCCUCGGCAGGCUGACGGGCAGCAGGGGAGCCGCAAGUGCCGGAGCCGGUAGAGCUGGCGGGCUAGGAUCGAUCCUCGGCCUCCUCGGAGGUGCCGGAGCCGGCGGGGCCGGUGGCGCGGGCGCGGGCGGCGGCCUCGGAGACAUCCUGGGUCUCCUAGGCGGGGCAGCCGGCGGCACGCCAGCAGCAAAGGACGUGGUUGAGACCAACAACAAAAAGGCGGCGGCGGCGGGCGGAGGGGGCGCUACUGGCGCAGGUGGCGGAGGCAAGGGCAAGGGCAAGGGCAAAGCGAAGGGGGGCGGGAUUGCUGCCCUCUUGGGUGGUGCGGGCGGCGCGGGCGGUGGCGCCAACCCUUUGGCAGGUCUUCUCGCAGCAGGAGCCGGGGCGGGCGCCGGAGGAGGGUGCGGCAAGGGAAAGCCUGCUGCUCGCUCAGUUGUCGGCAGAGAUGAGGUGGACGAGAGUGGUGAUGAUGACGACGAAGAGGUCGAGAUCGAGUCCGACGACUAGGCGACAUGGUGGAUGGGGGCUGCCGCGCGUUUUCCGCCUUCUGAAU